AUGUUAUUACCAAAUUGGCUUGUCUUUUCAACUCGAAGUAUACCUUUUCGUACAAGCGUAUAUUAUGGUCUAUUUAAGAAAUGUACAGGAUAUAAUGAUACGUGCCGCCCUUUCCCAUCUGUGGAUCAACAUGAUUGUAAUGAACGUAAUUUUUGUGAGGAGUGGGAGGCUGCCGCCAUUGGAAUGAUCCUUGCCGCUGUCGUUGGUGGACUGGCCUGGUUACAUUUGGUAUCGGUUCUAGUUGGUGGCAGAGCGAUGAGAGAAAAAGCAUGGAAGAUAUUAUCAGUUCUGUUCUUUGUAUACGGUAUAAGAAAAUUCGCUAUUCUUCAAUUUUCGAGCAUUGCUUUUAUUGCACACCUUUAUUCAACGGCGGAUACAUUUUAUUAUGGAACCAAAUACGAUGUUAGUUUUGUACUUGCUAAUGUAUCCGCAUCAUUGAGCAUUGUGCUCGGAAUCACUCUGUUCAUGAACGGAUUGCUAUCGCCACCGGAGUAUAUGCACAUAUAA
Messenger RNA from Dentiscutata erythropus, 507 nucleotides. NCBI's taxonomy places the organism in Eukaryota, Fungi, Glomeromycota, Glomeromycetes, Diversisporales, Gigasporaceae. The record is from the annotation of a GenBank genome assembly.